UCUAUAACUGCUUUCUCAAAACUUUCUUCUCCUAGCCCAUGUCGCGGGACUUUGGGAGUGUCGUUCUCGUAGCGCACAUUUGAAAUCGAUCCUCCAAUGUUAUCUUCGGUGUGCUUGACCCACGGGCUUUCCACUAGAUAUUGCGCGGCAGUACCACGUACCGUGUAGUCGUCCGAGUGAGUGGCCUAAACUGGUGGGUGAUGAGUUAGAGUUACGAAGUUUUUUUUUUUUCGGCACACGCUUAGUGUCGUCUGACUGUCGGGGGAUGACCGCCGUUGUCAAAGCUGGUGGUGUUGUGUAUCGGCACCAAGAAGUACGUCUUUCGUAUUUUCGUUUCUCUCCUGAAGAAUCUCUUCUGUCCAUGCGCAGACAUUUCGCUCCGGUGAAGAAAUCUCCGUUGUAGGUCUCCGCAGCAGCAUUGCGCUCUCGCCUUUGAGUUUGACGGCACUUCUGACGCCUAUAGAUUGUCCUUCUAUACCCCGUUAAUCUCCAGAAAGCUCUCAGUUUCGUGCUCCCAGUCCUCCGACUCUUCUAAUUUCUAUUCCCACUUGAGUCUUUAGACCCUUCGACAAAAUAGUCACACCUUCGUGUAGCUGCUGCGAUCGUCAGCGUCGCCGUUCGUGCUUAGUCACGUCUCUUAUAACGACGUUGCGGACACCUUCACUUUUGACACCCUUCCUUUUCGACGUCUUCGUUUAUCCGACGCUUUCACCUCUAACCCUGUUGGCCUUUUACCUUGUGUCGUUAGCUUCUCCUUUCGGCGUCCAAUCCGGCACUGAAAUAUACCCGCUUCCGCUUCUCGGGUCGCCGUUAAGUUUUGAGGCGCCUCAAAACUUCUCCUUUCGGCGUCCAAUCCGGCACUGAAAUCUACCCGCUUCCGCUUCUCGGGUCGCCGUUACAUCUUGGCGUUAGAGUCUUGCGGCCUAGUUUCUCCACUCUUGUGCUUCUAGUGAAGGCACCGUAUGGAGGAAACACCCGACAGUCACGCUGACCCGCCUCCGGAGCCAAUGGAGGGCGUGGAAACGGAGCAACCUGCGGAAACGGCGGCUGCGGAAGCGGCGGCGGAGCCAGGAUCGACCGCCGCCGAAGAGUUCGAGGCGGGUGAUGCGGGUUUGCCGGCGUCCGAUGCGGCGCCUGAUGCGGCGCCAGAUGCGGCGACAGAUGCGGGUUAUCCGGCGCACGAGAGCGCGGUAGCGGCGGCGGCGGCGGAGCUGGAAGGCGAGGGGAAGGACGCGGAAGGAGCGGCAGCGCCGACGACUGUGAUAACGGAAGAUGCGGAGAACCUGUUGGACGACAUGCUGGGAGAGUCAGAGGCAGCUCCCGAACCUGCUGCCGAGCCUGUUAUCGAGCCUGCUUCCGAGCCUGCUACGCAGGCUGCUGCUGCCGAAGGUAUUCCUGCAGAGGCUUCGGGAGCUCCAAUUGAUGAUGCUGGUCUGGACUUUCCAUCCGAUGCUACCCCCGAGAUCCCUCCCACUGUUGCAGAAGUGACUGCAGAGAAAACGGCUGUUGCAGAGGAAACUGUUCCUGUAGAGGGGUCCGAGCACCAGACGGAGCACCAGAGAGAGCACCAGACCGACGCGUCACAGUUACAAGAGGGGGCGGAGCACCCUGUAGCGGGGAUGGGCAUGGAUGUGAAGCAUGAUGGGGCAGGGCGAGAAGGAGCAAACGCUGUGGCGGAUGCUGCGAACGAGCAGCAGCAGGAGGGAGGGGAUCUUAUAGCGGGGAUGGGCAUGGACGUGAAGGUUGAUAAGGAAAGGCUGGAAGGGGAGCAGGUGGGGGGGGGAGGUGAGGGGGUGAUGGGGGGAGAGGGGACAGAAGGGCAGGUGAUGGGAGGAGAAGGGCAGGUAAUUGGUGGAGAGGGGCACGUGAUUGGCACAGAAGGGCAGGUGAUGGAGGGAGAAGGGCAGGUGGCGCAGGGAGGGGAGCAGAUCGCGCAAGAAGAGCUGGGCGGGCAGCAGGAGGAGGGGGGGGGACACCCCGAGUCACAGGUGGGUAUGGACUUAAAGCCUGAUGGGGAAAUGCAGGACCGGGAACAGAUGGGGGGAGAAGUGCUUAUGGCGCAGGGAGGGGAGCACCUGGAGGGGGAAGGGCAAAUGGCGCAGGGAGGGGAGCAGAUGGCGCAGGAGGGGGUGGGCGAGCAGGGGGGAGGAGGGGGAGCCGAGCAUUAUGGGAAGGGGUAUGGGGGGCAAGAGCAUGGGGGUCAGGAAUAUGGGGCCCAAGAGCAAGGGAUCCAGCAGCAUGGGGGGGAUGACCAUGGGGGGCAAACGUAUGCGGAACAGGGAUAUGCGGGGCAGGAGUAUGUGGGGGAGGGUUAUGUGGGCCAGCAGCAGCAGGGACAGGAGUAUGUGGGGCAGGAGCAGCAGGGACAGGAGUAUGUGGGGCAGGUUUAUGCGGGGCAGGUGCUAGGAGGAGAUGUGGAGAUGCAGGAGCGGCAGGAAGGGACGGAGGCGGUGUAUGCAUCUGGUCAGGAAGGGCCGGUUAUCGGAGGAGAAGCAGCACCUGCUGCUGCUGCUGCUGCUGCUGGAUCUGCCCAAGCUGACGCGGACGCACAUGCAGCAGCUGUCGCAGCAGCCGAGGAUGCAGCAGCAGCGGCAGCAGCAGCAGGUGGAGGUGGGGGAGCAGCGCAUGAGGGGUAUACGCAGGAGGGGUACACGGAGGCGAUGGCGCCGGACGGAUAUACUGAGGGGCUUCCUGAGGGGCAGAGUCAUACGAUGGAAGGGUAUGCUCAGGAGGGGGGGCAGACUCAGCCCCCUGAAGGGUAUACACAAGAGGGCCAGACGUAUGAAGGGUAUGCUCAGGAGGGGACUCAUGGGGGCUAUGCGCCAGAGGGUGAUCAUGCAUAUGGGGUGGGGGGAGACGCAGGAGGGUAUGCAGAGGGGCAGAUGGAGGGCCACGCGGAGGGGCAGAUGGAGGGCCACGCGGAGGGGCAGAUGGAGGGACACGUGGAGCAGGGAGGUUUGGAGCAUGCAAUGUUAGCAGGAGACGGAGGCGCAGGAGGAGAGGGAGCAGCAACAGCAGGAAUGGCAGCAGGAGAAACAGCACCAGGGGAGGCAGCAGGAGGAGGGGAAGCCGUGGGAGUGGCAGCAGAGGGAGGAGGUGCAGGCAGGAUUGAGGUGGCUCUGACUAGGGCAGAGACAGAGGCAGGGGACCGUGCGCUGUCUAGUGUGGAGGCAGCGGACCGUGCGCUGUCUAGUGUGGAGGCAGCGGAUCGGAUUCUGAUGCAGCAGCAGCUGCCACAGCCGCCACCGGGGCCAGCAGUGGGCAACCUGAUGCUGCUGCCCAUGCUGCUGGAUCAAAUCGAAGCCCAUAUUCUCUUCUAUGGACGCAUCUUUCGCAAGGAGCCCUUGGAGGAGGAGCUGCGGAAUCUCGUCUUUGCUGCCAUGCCGUCUGACCUAGGCACACCAGAGCACGAGCGUUGGCUCGAAGUGGUGGAGGCCUGGGAGGAGCGCAAGCGCAUGAUUGGCUACCAAGCCUCCGGCGGCCGAGGCAGGGGGAGAGGCCGGGGCCGAGGCAGGGGCAGGGGCAGGGGGAGGGGGCGGGGGAGGGGGAGGCGUGGCGCAUAUGCCACCCAUGGGGGGGGGUAUGGGGGGCGGGGGGGGUAUUUGGGGGAAGAAGGGGAGGAGGGGGGUCCAGGGGGGUACUUGGCAGGGGGGAUGAGGAGGGGAGGUGUGUGGGAUGCUGAAAUGGUGGAGAGAGAUGAAGGGAACCCCGGGGAAAUCGACGGGGAUAUUCCCCACAGGAAGUACCGGGUUGGCCCGAGAAUACCAGCAGAGGCGCAGAAACUGGGGGCGGUUCUGGGGAGGGCGGCGUGGGGGAAGGAGGAGGAGGAGGAGGCUAGGGAGUAUCUGCUGGGGCUGGCCCCGGAUAGGGAGAUUGCUGCUGAGGCUGCUGGGAGGGCUGCUGCUGCUGCUGCUGCGGCAGGGAAGCAUGCUGCUGCGGCACUGGGGCUGGUGCGUGCUGAUGGGGGGGAGGGGAAGGGAGGACUGUGUAUGAAGGAUGAGGUUGCUGUUGGUGGUGCUGGUGGUGGGGGUGUUAGUGAUGCGGCUGCUGAUGGUGGUGCUGGCUCUGCUGCUGCACCUGCUGCUGAUACUGCUGGUGGUGUUGGUGGUGGUGCUGCUGCUGUGGGUGCUGGUGCUGGUAGUGAUGCGGGCGGUGCUGUUGCUGCUGUGGGUGCUGGUGCUGUGAUGCGGGCGGUGCUGUUGCUGCUUGAUGCGGGCGGUGCUGUUGCUGCUGUGGGUGCUGGUGCUGGUAGUGAUGCGGGCGGUGCUGUUGCUGCUGUGGGUGCUGGUGCUGGUAGUGAUGCGGGCGGUGCUGUUGCUGCUGUGGGUGCUGGUGCUGGUAGUGAUGCGGGCGGUGCUGUUGCUGCUGUGGGUGCUGGUGCUGGUAGUGAUGCGGGCGGUGCUGUUGCUGCUGUGGGUGCUGGUGCUGGUAGUGAUGCGGGCGGUGCUGUUGCUGCUGUGGGUGCUGGUGCUGGUAGUGAUGCGGGCGGUGCUGUUGCUGCUGUGGGUGCUGGUGCUGGUAGUGAUGCGGGCGGUGCUGUUGCUGCUGUGGGUGCUGGUGCUGGUAGUGAUGCGGGCGGUGCUGUUGCUGCUGUGGGUGCUGGUGCUGGUAGUGAUGCGGGCGGUGCUGUUGCUGCUGUGGGUGCUGGUGCUGGUAGUGAUGCGGGCGGUGCUGUUGCUGCUGUGGGUGCUGGUGCUGGUAGUGAUGCGGGCGGUGCUGUUGCUGCUGUGGGUGCUGGUGCUGGUAGUGAUGCGGGCGGUGCUGUUGCUGCUGUGGGUGCUGGUGCUGGUAGUGAUGCGGGCGGUGCUGUUGCUGCUGUGGGUGCUGGUGCUGGUAGUGAUGCGGGCGGUGCUGUUGCUGCUGUGGGUGCUGGUGCUGGUAGUGAUGCGGGCGGUGCUGUUGCUGCUGUGGGUGCUGGUGCUGGUAGUGAUGCGGGCGGUGCUGUUGCUGCUGUGGGUGCUGGUGCUGGUAGUGAUGCGGGUGGUGCUGUUGCUGCUGUGGGUGCUGGUGCUGGUAGUGAUGCGGGUGGUGCUGCUGCUGAGGGCGUUGGGAAGGAAAUUGGCGCCAAGGGAGCAGAUACAAUGGAUAUUGACACAAAGGAAGGUGAUACAAAGGAAGCAGCGAAGGGAACUGAUGAAAUGGGGACAGGCACAGUGGGAGCGGAUACAAACGAUGCUGCUGCUACAGCUGAUGCUGCUACAGCUGAUGCUGCUACAGCUGAUGCUGCUACAGCUGAUGCUGCUACAGCUGAUGCUGCUACAGCUGAUGCUGCGACAGCUGAUGCUGCGACAGCUGAUGCUGCUACAGCUGAUGCUGCAGCUGAUGCUGCUGCUACAACUGAUGCAGCGGAUGCAGCUAAGGGAGUCGAUGAGAAGGGAGCAGACAUGAUGGAAACGGAUACAAAGGAAGCUGCUGCUACGACUGAUGCUGCUGCUACAACCGAUGCUGCUGCAGCUGCUGCUGCUGCUACAACCGAUGCUGCUACAGCGGAUACAGCAGAAGCAGGUAAGGGAGCUGACGAAAAGGGAGCAGACACAAUGGAAACGGAUACAAAGGAAGUUGCCGCUACAACUGAUGCUGCUGCUAUAACCGAUGCUGCUGCUACAACUGAUGCUGCUGCUGCUGGUGCAGCUACAGCUGAUGCUGCUACAACCGAUGCUGCUGCAGCUGACGCAGCUGAUGCAGCUGCUACAACCGAUGCUGAUGCAGCUGAUGCAGCGGAUGCAAAGGAAGCUGCUGCUACAACUGAUGCUGAUGCUGCUACAACUGAUGCUGCUGCUGCUACAACCGAUGCUGCUACAGCUGAUGUAGUGGAAGAAGCUAAAGGAGGAAGUGAUGAGAAGGGAGCAGACACGAUGAAAACGGAUACGAAGGAAACGGAAGUGAAGGGAACUGCAGAAGAAACAGGAGCUGCAGAAGUUGCAAAGGAGGAGGAGCAAGCAGAGGGAAGCAGUGCCGAUGCUCCUGCUGCUGCCACUGCUGUUGAUGCUGCUGCUGCUGCUGCUGCUGCUGAAGGGGCUGCUGUCACUGCCCCUGCUGUUGAUGCUCCUGAUGCUGGUACUGCUGACGAGGCUGCUGCCCCCCCCACCUCUGUUCCGGCUGCUGCUACAACCGAUAUCGAUUCUGCUACAGUCGAUGCUGUUACAACUGAAGCUGCUGCUACAACAGAUGCUGAGAUGGUUGCUGGUACAACGGAAGCUCCUACUAUUGAUGCUGCCGAAACUGAAGUUGCAACCAGUAAUGUUGCUGCUGCAACCGAUGAUGCUACUGCUGUUGUUGCUACAACUAAUGCUGCUCCCGCCGAAGCUUCCACUAAUGAUGCUGCUGCUGCUACAACCGAUGCUGCUAAAACCGAAGCUGCUACAACUGAUGUUGCUCGAGCUGAAGCUGCUGCUACGGAUGCUGUUACAGUCGAUGCUGCUACAACCGAUGCCGCUACAGCUGAUGCCGCUACAGCUGACGUCGUUGCAACUGAUGUUGCUGGGACUAAUUCCGCUACAGUCGAUGCUGCUACAACCGACACUGCUAUGACUGAUGCUGCCAUACCUGCUGCCACAACUGAUGCUGAUGCGACCGAUGCUGCUGCAGCUGAUGGUGCUGCUGUUAUAACCGAUGCUGCUACAGCUACCGAGGCUGCUGCUGCUGCUCUCGGCACUGCUCCUGCUGCUACCACCGACGCUGCUGCUGCGGCCGCUAUUCCUCCUCCUCCUCCUGCUGCUGCUCCUGCCACAACAGCUGCUGCUACCGCCUCUGCCCCUGCUCCCACCAAGCCCACCGGCCCCCUCCUGGACGGCUGGUGCGAGGCAGCAGACCGAGCCCUCCUAAUGGCAAAGGACUCAGCAGUGAGCGCAGGCAAAGCCAUGCUGGCUCUAGACCGUGACCUGGAUGCCAUGUGGCAAGAGCUCUAUGAGGUGGACAACUGCCACGUUGAGGCUGACAGCUCAGCAGGCAAGCUGGCAGCGCAAGCGCUAGCCGCUGCUGCUGUUGCCCGCGCCUCUGCCGCGGCUGCUAAGUCUGCGUGGGACUUAGUAAAGUAUUACCGGGGGAAGGUGGGGUGGAUUUUGAUGGAGGAGGAGGGUAGGGCGUGGAAGGAGGGUGGGGGGGGGAGAGGGGGGAGGAAGGGGGAGAGAGGUGGGAUAAAGUAUGUCUUGGCGCUGCCGGUUAAGCCGAGGCGAGUGAGGAGGACCGCGAGAGAGCUAGGGAAGACGGUGGAUGGGGCAUGGGAGGAGGAGGAUGAUGAGGAAGAGGAGGUGGAAGGGUUAGAGGGGGUGCAAGGGGCGUCUCCGAUGGACGAAUCAGGAGCUGCCACGUGGACGGAGGAGGAAGGGUUUGGGGUAGGGGGAGGAGGAGCGGGGGGGAGGGGGUUGGGGGUGGGGGUUAGCCCUGUUGCGUUUCAGGGGUAUGAGGGGACGCCCGGGGGAAGGGGAAGGGGGAGGGGGAGGGGAAGGGGAAGGGGAAGGGGUAGGGGCAGGGGAAGGGGGAGGGGGAGGGGGAGGGGGAGGGGGCGUGGGCGGAAAUCUAUUUGGGAUGAGGGGGAGGAUGAAGGGGACGAAGGGGGGGAGUGGCGGAUGGGGAAGAGAACUAGGAGUGAGAUGGAGGGAGGGGAGGAGUAUGAGGAGGAGGAGGGAGGAGAGGAGGAGAGGGAGGAGGAGGGGCAGAUUCUGCGGCAUAAGUUCAGUGUGGGGUCCUUCGUUGAGGUUGCUUCUAACGAGGAGGGUCUAAGGGGCAGCUGGUUCACAGGCACGGUGCUGCAGAUAGUGGGAGGCAGGGCGCUGGUGCGCUAUGACGAGCUGUUGGACGACGAUGGCACGCAUCAGUUGGAGGAGUGGGUGUUGGUCUCCCCGCCCUCGCCCCCUAUGGGCGACGCCUCUCGCUUUGUCUCAGGGGUCCCUUCCACCCGUCAGAGGAGGGACGAGGAGCCCGAGAGGCGGAUUCGGCCCGGGAGGGAGAGGGGGAGGAGACGGAGGGUUGCGAUGGGGCGAGUGUGGGCCGUGGGAGAUAGGGUGGAUGCGUGGGUGGAUGACGGGUGGUGGGAGGGAGUGGUGACAGCAGUGGACACACAGGGGGCCAACCUCAGGGGCUUUACUGUGGAGUUUCCAGGUUACGGCGAGAUGGGGCAGAAGCAGGUGCGGCCGUGGGAACUCCGCCCCUCCAUGGUGUACGACACCCAGGGGCACGUGUGGCAGCUGGUCAAAGUCAAGGGGGUGUCUCUUGCUGCUGUUGUGGGGGGAGUGGGUGGAGAGGAGGAGGAAGAGGAGGAGGAGGUGGAGUAUUUGGGGGAGGAUAAUGAUGCUCCAAUCGAACUGGUGGAGAGGCCACGGAAGAGGGGCCGGCCGCGCUUGUACUGAGGGGGGUGUGACGAAGGAUAGGGGCGGCAGCUGAUGACAGAGUUGCCAAUGUUGAAGAUUGCGUGUGGCGAUAUGCGUCCAAUUCGAUUGAGUCACUCGAGAGGGGUCCCAAAUGCUUGCUUCUCAACUUGGGUGUACUCUUGUAAUUUCAACCAUGUUGCCAGUAGUGGCCUCUGCUUUGUAGAAGACAGAAGGGCAGCACUGUCUUGCCCUUAGAUGUAUGAUAUGAACACCUAGAGAUUUUCAAUAGAUCAUUGUGAAUGUUACUUGUGAGCCUCAACCCUACAAGAUAUGUGAGCAAAUAUAAGCGCAUAUUUAUU
This is a messenger RNA of Closterium sp. NIES-67, 8668 nucleotides long. Lineage: Eukaryota; Viridiplantae; Streptophyta; Zygnematophyceae; Desmidiales; Closteriaceae. The record is from the annotation of a GenBank genome assembly.